GCCAAUGCGAAUGUUGCUCUCCGAGGUGGUGCUUGUGGGAGAACUGCCAAGGUACCAGCCGGCGAUACCGAAAGCGCCAGCCAUGACACCCAGGAGGAUCUAGAUCACCAACGGCAAACGGGAAAUAGUCAGCCGGAAGGGCUUAUAUAUGGUUAGGUGGGAGCAACAUACGUAGAGCUCAGGGUCUCUCUUUGAGCCGGUGUUGAGACCGGCUUCCUCGAUCUUGGAGGAGAUGCGGCGGGCAGGUCUGAUGGUGGUGGGUGCUCUGAAAGGCUGUCUCAGAGCAGCGCGGCGAGCGAAAGUUGCAGCGAUUGACGACAUGUUGUGUGUAGUAUACACCCGACUAGCAGGCUAAUUGGAUCAGCAGAAAGGUGGUUAUAGAGCAAUGGACGAGGGCAGAAGUGUGGACAGUCAAAGAUUCUUCCUGUUUUGGAACAUCGGACGAGGUCGGUUUGCUCGGCUUAGAUAAUGCCAGCAGUCACAUGAUGUCGUGGCUGCCAAAGUGGCGCGGUAAUCACGUGCAACCUUUACUUUUUCCGCUUUGGAAGAGAACAGCGAUGGCAUAACGACGUUGGAAAAUUACAAUCUUUCUGCUUCCUCAUGGCAUGUCACUGUUGCUAUUGAUAAACCCGACGCUCUCUUUUCCCUCCCAUGGUGAACUUCCAUCCGUGUAAUUCGAUUAUCGUGCUCGAGCCGCCCGCCAUUCCUUUGUUCCAAACCCUCGAGAGUCGAGCCAGGCUCAAGCCCCUGACUAAAUAUCAGUCGCAGGCUUGAAUCGACCACCCCCUCCGUACGCCCUAUUAUUCUGGCACUAUGUCGACGGCCUAUUCUCCAAUUCACCCGUUUUAAUGCUUCUAAAUAGCUACAAUGGCUAGUCAACAAGAUUUUUCUGCUUCUGAUGAUCCCAGUAACCGGCAAUCUGGAGCUCCGUUUGAUAAUGCCACAAAUCCACCCCGACCUGUUUCCUACAUAUCCACCCACAUGACGGAUAUAGCCUCAGAAGAUGACGAUGCUUCACGACCUCCCACUGCUAUUUCCUCCCAGCCAACGUGGUCGCAGACUCCGGCCUCCCGACGUGGUCCUCCCCCAGCCAGGAAUUCAAUGGCUGCCACUAAUCAUUCGACGAGUCGUCCCCUUAGCUCCUCGAGUCGAAUGAGUAGGACGCACAUUCCGUCGCUGACUGCACACGGGUUUUUCCGUCCAAUGAGUUCACAGAGGUUGCAAGCACAGCGCAGUGGACGACCAGCGAACAAUAAUAACCAUCAUGCCGCUCCCACCUCGACUGAAGAUGGCAUGAGCGAUGUUGGCAGCCAGAAACGAAGGAGCUUGUUAUCAAACCAUACAAUACUCUACGGUGGGCCUUCUUCUCACGAGAACGAACUCCCCCCGCCAUCGCGAGGCACCGAAUUCACGGACCCUGUUAUACCAGAUCGUGGAACGUCAAAUGCAAGCCCUACAGGUAAUACAACCGUACGAAGUCUUGGUGAGAGUGUGAGGUUACUCCAUGAUAGGUCACAAAAGGCGGCACCGUCACACCUCAACCUGGGGAAGAAUUAUAAUAAGCCCAGCAGCUCUCAGGAUAAUGCUCAGAAGUCACCCAUGUCUUUUCGUUCUGGUUUCCUGAUGCCUGGCAAAAGUGAUGGCCAAGAUCGCCGUGACUCGAGGAAUCAUGAAAGACUCUCCUCGGCCGCGUCUACCCCCGGUUCCGUACUGCAAAAGGGAUUCAAGUCUGAAGACAAGCCAAAUUUAGGGAAGAAUUAUGAAUAUUUUGCGGGAAACACGGUAUUCUGCGGUGGAGGCAGGUUUCAAAAUUCCCGUGAUAAACCAGUAAAUAUCGCGACUGGGAUUAUGGUGGUAUUGCCCGCUGCAUUGUUCUUCGCCUAUUCGGCUUCAUGGCUGUGGCACAAUGCUUCUCCUGCAAUACCUAUUAUAUUCGCUUACCUUUUCUAUAUAUGCCUUUCAUCCUUUAUUCAUGCGUCUGUUGUUGAUCCAGGAAUCAUUCCAAGAAAUUUGCAUUCAAUGCCGCCAACUGAUUCAAACCAGGACCCAUUAACUCCGGGGCCGCCUUCGAAUGAUUGGGUCAUGAUAAAGCUCGCAACAUCAGAUGUAGCAGCCAUGGAUGUGCCAGUGAAGUACUGCAAAACUUGUAAUAUCUGGCGGCCUCCGCGCUGUUACCACUGCCGUGUCUGUGACAAUUGCGUUGAAACUCUCGAUCACCACUGUGUAUGGCUUAAUAACUGCGUCGGGCGCCGCAAUUAUCGUUAUUUCUUCACCUUCGUCAGCUCCGCUACUGUAUUGGCUCUCUUCCUAAUGGGUGCAAGCUUGGGACAUUGUCUUGGUUACCGUAGCCAGGAGGGAAUUUCGUUCGGGGAAGCCAUUUCCAAAUGCCGAACUCCAUUUGCCAUGUUUUUAUAUGGUCUCCUCGCAGCACCCUACCCUGCAUCGCUUUGGGCAUAUCACUUCUUCUUAAUGGGUAGGGGCGAAACGACCCGGGAAUACCUUAAUUCCCACAAGUUCCCCAAGGAGGAUCGACACAGACCAUUCACCCAGGGCAACAUUAUCAGAAAUUGGAUCACCGUGCUCUUGCGACCCCGCCCCCCAACGUAUGUCCAGUUCAAGAAACGGUACGAGGAAGGGGACCAGCGCUUUGAGGCAGAGAAGCGCAAGAACAGAGGACGUGAUCUGGAGGCACAGGCUGGCGAAGAAAUGGAACUACAGGGAGUUUCUAACGGACCUGCCUCUAAUAAACUCACCAAUGGUUGAUUCAUUGGUAUUGAAAACCCACCCUUUUUUUCUCAUAUCACUCAUUACCUUCAUUCGCCGUGCCACAGAAUUCCGUGAUACGUGCGCAACGUCACUGACGUGAGCCAACCCUUCCUUCCCUUUAUUAGUAUUAUCAUUCAUCAUCCUUAUUAUUAUUAUUAUUAUUCACUUUUUGCGAUUCUCCUUCCCUGUACUUUAUAUUUUUAUUCUCUCCCUGGGCCUUUUUCCUUUCUUAUACCAACUGGUCUUAAUCAUUUGACCCCACCUAUUCCCAUUUUCUUUCAAUGUUUUUGUUUUUCCCUAACGUUCGAUAUGAGCGAGAUGUUUGAUGGCGUUUGUAGAGUCAAAUUAAUUAGGCUCCAUGCCCCUGUUGCUUGAUGCAUGUCUGUCCUUUUGCUUCCAAAUUCAUUCGCCCCUCACCGAGUGAGUUCGUUACUCUUUGAUCUAAGUCCGGGGAUGUCGAUUUGGAGUUGGAAGUUUGCUGUUAAUUUUCCCCCUCCUCACCAACUUCGUUCUGAGUAUUUGUUUACUUUUUUUCGGCGCCUGAAAUUCUCCCCUGACCGAAAGAUGUACUAGCUACACUACAUCCAUAGAUUCAUUUUGUCCCUUUAGAAUUUCUACGUCUCAAGAAUACCCAUAAUACCCCACCACUUAACCCCAAAUAUUUGAACACGACAUAGUUUUCUUAGAUGCUCCUGUUUUUGUCUUGAGUAGAAGAAAACGAAAGUAAAAAGAGCAUGAAAUCGUAAAGACAGUAUUAGCUACACAAAGAAAGGGAGGACGACAUAUGGCCUAGGGUAUCGUAAUUUAAGGAUGGCGGCCUUUAUCC
Blastomyces gilchristii SLH14081 is the source of this 3592-nucleotide messenger RNA. RefSeq names its product palmitoyltransferase erf2. NCBI's taxonomy places the organism in Eukaryota, Fungi, Ascomycota, Eurotiomycetes, Onygenales, Ajellomycetaceae. The transcript is spliced from 3 exons. Gene Ontology annotation, cellular component: Golgi apparatus; endoplasmic reticulum. The record is from RefSeq and is a predicted model, not a curated record. Gene Ontology annotation, molecular function: protein-cysteine S-palmitoyltransferase activity. Gene Ontology annotation, biological process: protein targeting to membrane; peptidyl-L-cysteine S-palmitoylation. The coding region runs from base 868 to 2763 and encodes 631 amino acids.